AUGCAGUCUUCCCGCGCGCCCGCGCCGGGCUCGCAUACCAAUGGUCAUGCCCCCGACCAUGGGUGGAAUCCCGGCCGCGGAACCGGGGACCCCUCAUUCCCCGAACAGAUUCUCCCCCAUGUCCCUGUACUUUUCGUCCCUCCCCUGCGGCAGAUCCCCAUCUCUGAACCUGACCACCUUCCAUCUCCCGAAUACGUAGGUAGUGUAAGCCACGUAUGGGCGCCGUCGAACACAGAAUCGUGGCGCCUACACGAAUCUCCAGAUCUCUUAUCCUUGACGGCACCAUCUGAUCAUCCCGAUUCAGUAAUAAUGAUUCCAAGCAGUAUGUCACUAUGCCGUCCACCUAUCACGGCAUACCAUGCUUCGAACCCUCGAUACGGGACUGCAUCAACGUCCUGCCCAACAUCUUGGUCCCUCGCCCGGUAUCUGCCAUGCGAUUCUCGUUCGACCAAGGACUUGGCGUGCCACGCCUUCAACGUCUCCCGGCACCCUUCAUCCCAGUCGUUCCUCAUAUCCUCCUGGUUCGCCUCCCAGUCUGAUUCACAACAGAAAACUGUGCGUGGCAAUGACAUGGUGUAUUGCCGAUCUUCAGAUGCAGGUUGGCACGUGGAUAGAGACAUUGUUUGGGUCCACGUUUGCCCGCCAGCCAGCCACGUCAGAAGCCGUUCAUCUACGGACGUACCCGCGCAUCGAUCCAGCGGGUACUAUCGAAAACAAAAUUCCAUUACUGACUCGAUCGAACCUGCUCGGGACGUCAUCAGAGAAGUCAAAUACAUGGCUUCUAUCCCGGAGCUUACCGUCCUCCCGUUCAUAGCUUCCUUUCGUUUCCUUUCUUUUCGAUAUCAAAUCUGGCCGCCCCCUUUCCACUUCAUUUCCCCCUACUACCCUGGUAGACUACCAAGCACUUUAGAUCGGACGCCGUCUAACGGGAGCUUCCGUCCUGUCAAACCUUUUCCAUACAUGUUGAGCCUCAGCCCAACCGCCUCCUUGCCUCAAGAGACAGAUGAUCUUGAACUGCUUCAGGCCAUCGUAACCGAUUUCAUGUAUCAGCCACCUUGA
This is a messenger RNA of Colletotrichum lupini, 1059 nucleotides long. RefSeq lists its product as uncharacterized. The record is from RefSeq and is a predicted model, not a curated record. The transcript has 5 exons. Lineage: Eukaryota; Fungi; Ascomycota; Sordariomycetes; Glomerellales; Glomerellaceae. The coding region runs from base 1 to 1059 and encodes 352 amino acids.